CAUCCACAAUGUCAGGCGGUUUCUUCGGUUUCGACUCUGCUCUUCCUGAACGUAGAAAUGAUUCAUCUUCACAAUCCAAACCUCCCUUCCCAGGAUUUCAAGCUGAUCACGUCGAUCAAGCCUUUGGUAUCGGUCAAGGCGCGGAAGAAGAUGUAGCGGUUUAUACCUGGGGACAAGGCUUGGACGACGCGUUACGUGACGCUCAUGAUGAUUUCAACCAUGAGACUUUUGGUGUUGAUCCGAGAGGUUUGGGUACAGACUUUCAAUUCGCAGCACCCAAACAAACUGCAGCUCCAAGCAAGACUUCAGGUAAACCAAGGGGACCUAUAGCAUCAACUCAAUCGAGAUACAAGCCGAAACCUGUCGCUGAUCCUUUUGCUAUGUCAGAGGAUGACUUUUAUUCUUCUCGUGUUACAAAAUCAGUCCCUAAGAAGCCAGUGGACACAAAGGCUAAACCCUCCAAGCUCUCAGCCGCCGCUGGAGGGAGUUUGUGGAAUAAGCCAAAUGUUGCUCCUAGUCAACUUUGGGGAACGCAACCGACAUCAGUCGCCAGACCGGAAGCAGUGGCUCCUCCAGGACAAAUUGCCCCUCAAACGUUCCAACGCCCCGUGGGACAUAUCAAGACCCUUGAGGAGAUUGAAGCGGAGAUGGCAGGCAUAGAUCUUGAACCAUUCACACACCAACCUCAACCCCCGCAGCAACCUAGGAUUCUGAGUUUGGAAGAGAUCGAAAGGGAGAUGAUGACCACUACUCCGAUGCCCCCAAUGUCUCAGCCUCCGCCUUCACUCCCACCCCAACCUAUCCUACCGCCGCCUUCGCUCCCGGUUCAGUCAUUACUGUCUCCGCCUUCCCGACCGGAUUCGACCCCAACUGUCCCCCUACCUGGCUCAGGCUACGCCUCUGGACACGCCCUACUCGAUAGCAUCUUCCCGCAACUCGGCGCUACACCUCGCCCGGAUUUACCUCCCGCCCAUCUUGGUCCCGCUUCUGAACCACCACUUCCUCCCCAGCCCUCACCGGAAGAGCUGGCAAGACUAGACGCUUUGCGCAAACGCGUCGCAGCGAAGAUAGAGUCUAUGUCACGAUACAAUCACACCAUGGGUUCAUCCGACAAAGACUACAUCACUCGUAUGCAGCUGUCGCAGCUGGUCACCGACGAUCCUUACACGUCAGAUUUCUACGCCCAGGUUUUUUCGGCGAUCAAAAGGAGUCGGUUGGCUGCUGAACAGGCGGAUGAGAAGACGGCUGUCGUACAGAUUGCACCUGGUGCAGCUCUCAGUGUCAGUGCACCUACUGAAAGCCGAUUUGGCAAAAUGGGUAGCAAAACGAUGCAACGGUUAUCCACUCAAGUCAAACGUCUGGUAGACAGUCGUGCUGCUCACAAGAAAACCAUGGAUUCUGCAACUCUGAAAGGAGCACUUGGACGUGUGAGCCGAAGUGGUAUCGCUGCACCUCGACCCGUCCUCGCCGUGCCUGUCGGUAGUAAACCUGAACAUCGACCGACCAGCGCUCUCAACCAGACAUCUGGAGUGCAUCGUCCAGCUCUUACACGCAAACAGGUCAUGUACGCUUUGGAAGAAAUGUACGACCUCGUGCUGGAGUUGGAGCAGCUUCGACGUACUCAGCCAUCACCUGAGUCGGAUGAAAUGAAAGCAUGGGAUGAGGAGUGUCAGUUAAAGGUGGAAGAGAUUUGGCGGCGGUUGAUGGUGAUGGAGCCAUUGGACGUUAGCACACCGCACCCUUUCAUCUCUCUACUCAAUGCUGUCAAGGGACAACGUCUCAUGCCUCGUGUCCUACGCCACCUCCCUCAUUCUCAAGCUCUCACAUUACUCACCCUACUUAUCGCUACCUACCCUCAACUCGAUGUCAUCGCUCAUGCCCCUCCGCCUCCAGUGGCGGACGCAUCUCUGCUCAAUAAGAUGGACAGGGUCGAGCGUGCUCGUAGGGAAGCAGAGACGGAUUGCUUUUUGCAAUGCGUGGUGCCGGGUAUGGACAUGUUGAUCAGCACUUGCAAUCUGGGUCUUGUGGCGGGGUUACUCAACAUAUGUACGCAGAAGAUGCCAAAUUUGAAGCAGGUAGCGUCGACUAGACCCGGUGUAGCCCUUUUCACGGCUCUUCUCUCCCGAGCUCAAAGUCUGAUCCGUGUUUCCCCAGCUGAUCCGAACAACCCUCAGCCAAUCCCUGGACCAGAUCCCGCAGAAGUGGAUCACUGGCAGCGAACCUUUGCUUAUUUCCUCCAUCUCAUACUUCCUCAUCUACCCGAAUUGUUCCCCGCUUCAGUAGCGCAAAAGGCGGCGUUCGGACCUGGAGCUUAUCUUCUCGGAGGGGAAGGAGUGGGUGAAAAGGAGAGUUUAGAGAUGGAAAGACGAGAAGCGGAAGUAUGGGGUUUAGCAGCUGCAUUAGCUGUCAAUGCACCAGAGGAAGAACAAACGAAUCUCGUAGCUGCGUUAAGAGACAAGAUUUUACAUACUGUUCAAGGAGCAAGGAAUCCCGUGACUCCUCCUUUUAAAGCUGAAAUGAGGUUGCGUAAUGUUAACAUGUUCUUACAUGGUCUUGGAUUAGAUGCUUCGAUGAUUGAAUGAUAGGGUACUUUCUAGAGGUGAUCUACACCUCUGUGAAUGCUACCCGAAGCAUUAGUCUAAUUCAUAUAUAUCAGUCAUUAUCAGAUACCCAUCUCAAUGAUCAUAGUAUGCAUGCAUCUCAUACAUUGUCC
This is a messenger RNA of Tremella mesenterica DSM 1558, 2713 nucleotides long. RefSeq lists its product as uncharacterized. Gene Ontology annotation, molecular function: RNA binding. Gene Ontology annotation, biological process: deadenylation-dependent decapping of nuclear-transcribed mRNA; P-body assembly. Gene Ontology annotation, cellular component: P-body. The coding region runs from base 9 to 2582 and encodes 857 amino acids. The transcript is spliced from 9 exons. Lineage: Eukaryota; Fungi; Basidiomycota; Tremellomycetes; Tremellales; Tremellaceae. The record is from RefSeq and is a predicted model, not a curated record.